Stylonychia lemnae is the source of this 4746-nucleotide messenger RNA. The record is from the annotation of a GenBank genome assembly. NCBI's taxonomy places the organism in Eukaryota, Ciliophora, Spirotrichea, Sporadotrichida, Oxytrichidae.
AUGGGAUGUGGUCAAACUAAAGCAACUAAAGUAACUGCUAAUGCUUAAAAACCCAAAGAAGAUUUUAGCAAUAUUAAUCCAAACAACCCUAAUUAAUCUUAAGAAAAAGAGCUGCCAUUUUAAAAACAGCCUGCAAAUGGUCAGCCUUUUAAAGGCUAAAAUAGAAACCCAAAUAGCUCUUUAAAGGGGUCUGAGAUUUAGCAACCCAAUAAUCGUUCUAAUUUAUCAAAGCAAGCAGAUGAGGAGGAGGGAGAGGAGGAUGGUGAGGAAGAAUUCGAGGAGGAGUUUGAUGAGGAUAAUCCGAGUGCUGGAAAUACGCUAAGAAAAUCGUAAAAAUCACACAAGUCAUUAGGUCUUACGAGAAAUACGUUUCAUGAUGCUGAGAGAUCACUUCCAUAACUUCAAUAAGACACAAAUCAUAGCAAUAAGUCAUUAAAAAAUAGACCACUUCCGAACAAAUAAUAAACUUAGAAUUCUCAGAUCAAAACUUAACCGAGUAUUCCAAGUAUCAAGAAUGACAUUCCUUUGAUUGAUCCUGCCGAAAGAGAAUUGAUAGAAAAAUAAAUGCAAAUGAAAUAGAACUUACAAAAUAUGAAAGCUGAACUAAUGGAUUCUCCUCCAUAGAAGAAAGAUUCUAAGAAAGAUAUGAUAAACAUGUUUUAAGAAUCUUUUGAAAAAAAACCUUAGCAAAUUGUUCAACCUAAAAAUGAUCAGCCAAUUGUCUCAAGAGACUUGAAUACAGCAAUUGAUGCUUAUCAAAAAUAGAUGAGAGAAUUCAAGAACUCCUUGACAGAAAUGGACAAUAAAUUCGCAAAUCCCAUUAUCUCUCCAAUCGAAUAAAACUAUCGCAAAAUUGAUGAAGGAAACUCUAUUACGAGUCAAAACCAAAUAAAUACUUUUCACUAAACAGGUGAGAGCUAAGUAUAUAAUAGUGUUUCUAAUAAAUCAAACAAUAAUGUGUUUGCUCCAAUUAAUGAAGUAAAACCUUUGAUUCAAAAAACUCCUGCAACAAAUAUUGAAAAUCGAGCAAUAAAUCUGAAUGAUAGGAAAAAGACGAAUGAUUCUCCUCUAGGAUAAAAUAAGAUGAAUGUAGGUCCAUCUAAAAAAGUUGAAGAGGAUUAAGAUUUUGAGAAAACCAACAAAGAAUACUAUAAUUUUGACAAUGGAUAUUAAAAAUCUGAAGGUCCAAUUAUUAGAAACAAUUAUUAAGCUGAGCAAAGUAGCCUGAAUAAUAUUGCAUUUGUUAAUAAGGAUCCAAAAUAUCAGACUGAAACCCCUGUUGGAAGACCUCCAUAAUAAUAGUUUUAGCCUAUGUAAUAAUAAUAGCCAAUAUAACAAUAUACUCCUCAACCCUAAAUCAUUUCCUCUUAUGAUAAUGAUUCAUCAAACUAGUAUUAGAAUGUCCAGAAAGAUAGAUUGAAUGUCUAAGACUUACAGAGAAUAAAGGAUAACUUCUUGGAGUAAGAAGAAAGAGAGCGACUCAAUCCUCAAAAUGUGCUUAUAAGAAUUUUGAUGAUUCAUGCUUUCAAUGAUGGAAAUGAUUAUAAAAAUGACGAGAUGAUCUUGGAAAGAAAACUCUACUCAUUCUUUAUCAAUAAAAAUAGUAAUGUGAUAGAUGUGAAAAACAAGAUAAGAAAGGAAUUUGGCUUUGAUGUUGACUAAAUUAAUAUGUACUUCAAGUAUAGGGAGUUGUCUAAUAUUCAAUAUGUGAUGGAUGUAGAGAACUUUGACAUAGAAGAGGAUAUUAUCAUUUGUAUAACACUUAAUUCUCCAAAAUCUCAUCUCAAAGUUAUCCUCAGAGAGCCACUUGACGAUAUAAAGAUUGCUGAUGUAAGAUUCCUGAAUUCAAAAGAUAGAUCAGAACCAGCAUUAAGAGGUCCAAACUCAGAUUUCCCAUCUAUUGUUGAUAUGAAUAAAUUUGAUGUAGAUGUUGAUAAGCUUUCUUGGCCAUUCUAUAGAGAUUGGACUGCUGAGGCAGCUUACCUAUCAGAUCUUAUAAUUAAAAACAAAAAUUUCCUACUAUCUGAUGAGCAGCAAUUCUAAAUGCAGCAAGGCUUCACUAGUACUUUGCAUAAUAACCCGUAACUCAAUGAGUUGAUAGAAGCUGAAACUUAGUAUAGAAGAUUGUCUGAGGAGUUUAGAAAAGCUUCCCUCUAUGCAGUUCAUUUGGUUGUCAAGAAAAAUCCAACUCCUUUGAAUCUAUUCAAUCUAUAUGGAGAUGAUGGGGAUAAAUUCAUAGUAGGUGGAAUGAUUAUUAGAAGAGCAAAAGAUUGGUUGAUUUGUGGGCAUUAACUAAGUGAAACGCAUCAUAUGACUGCUACUGUACCUGGAGGACCAGGAGUUGAAUCAGGUUCUGCUUUAAUCUAAAUUUCAGGUAAAAUAGCUUCAUUAGAUGUUAGAAAUCUGGCAUUACUAAGGAAUAGGUUAGAAUAACUAGUAGUGCCACUUGCUUGUGUAGUAGACUAUUAUGGAUUGAAAUUUGAAGUUUAGAGCCUUUCACCAAUCUCAAUAAACUCAUUAGCCUAUGGUUCCGAUUUGGAUGGAUUACUGUUUACAGAUGAAGAUACUGAUGCAGAACAAAUGGCUGCUAAAAUAUCAUAGGUAUUAAAUCUGAAGACUCAUUUUAUUGAGGAAAAGACUACCAAGAAGAUCAAGAGAACCUUCCUACCCUAUACAGUUUAGCUUCACAGAAAUAGAGAGAUGGGUGAUUCUGAUAAGAAAUUAUAUCUAAUAAACCCGUUUAGAUUAUUUCCUUAGGAUGAAUCCUUAAGAUAGCAAAACUAAUAAUCAUCAUUCCUAGAUUUGCUUUCAAAAUAACUGAGAUCUGAGCUUGUAAUAAGUAACAAUAAAAACGAACCAGCUCCAAAUUUUACUUACUUUACUUGGAAGAGACCAAUUAAAUGCGAUGAGUGUGGAGAGUAUAUUUUAGAUUAUCAAUACUAUUAUUUUGAAAAGAAAAGUGUUGAUAAGUAAUAGAGAUUGCUAGUCCAAUAUUAUUGUUGUAUAAAGUGUUACAAUGAGUUGCUACCAACAGAGAGAUUUAAGUAUCCAGUCAAUAAAAUAGUAUUUAAAGAGCUAGCAUCAAAAGAUAGACUAAAAUUUUGGGAGGAUUAAAACACUGGAAGAAGAUAUUAUGAGUUGCAGUACAGGAAAAUACCUUUAAACAGUGAUGCCUUCAUGGAUAUUUCUAACACCAAAGAUAAAAAUGAAAAAAUUAGUGAUCAAGAAGAGAUACUGAGAGCAGGGCAGAAACUAAAAGAUGAAAUACUUCAAAGACUAAUUGAAGAACUGAAUAAUGUUGAUGAAGAUCCAUAGACAGCUGAGUAGCUUGAGUUUCUCCUGCAUUCAAGAGGUGUUACAAUGAGGCAUCUUGGAAAGUUAUGCACACUUGCUCAAUUAAAUCACAUUAGAGAGUUAGCAGUGAUUGAAGUUAUAGCUAGAAGUGCAAAGAUUCUAAUUAAAGAUGGACUCACAUUUUUAGCUGAUGAUGAAGAGGCAGGAUUCAGAUCAGAAAACAUCAAGAAAUGUGUGUUGCAUUACCUCCAUGAGAUAUUCAACAUGGAAGAGUAUCAGACAACUUCAACACAAAAUAUAUGGGAUUUUAUUACAGAGCAUGUGACCGUUGAAAGAGAUGUGUUGCAUAAAAUCCAUCUGAACGCUCUUCUAAUUUCAAUCUGUGAUAAACUGAACAUCAAGUUGACUAAAUCAGUGAAAGACAUCAACUUUUAUCAGAGUGCUAGUGAAAGUGGAGAAGCUUUUGUUACCAUAAAUGAUAUUGAAAACAUAAUACCUUCUGUUAAGGAUUAUUAAGAUCAAAUGAUGACUAACCUAGCAUUAAUGGCACCUUAGGAUAAAUUUCCAUCUAGCCUUCACAUGAUUCUAGAUUGUGCAAGAUUAAAGGACAACGAAGGCAAAAGGUCUCAAUGGUAUAUGAUUGGAGGUGAUGAGAGAGUAGAAUCAACUGAGUUAUUCAGGAUGGCGAUCAACAUUUGUGAAAGUAUUUAUGGGGGUUAGCAAAGCAUUCACUAUGCAAGAGUGCUAAAAGAGAUGGCUGAGCAACUUGAGAGCAGGCAUCAAGAAAGAGGUAGACCAGAAAAUUCUAGAUGGAAUAAAUCAUUUGCUGUGAGUGAAGAUGAGUUAAGUAUGGAGAGUAGAUACUAUUUCUAGAAUUCGCUUUAAGUCUUAAUUGACAUUAAAAAGGAUCUUAGUAUUGAAGCAGCUUAAAUCUACGUAGCUCUAGCUCGAUUAUUCAAACCCAGAGCAACUUAGUUCUCUCAUUAUAGGGAACAAGAGAACAAUAUAGGUGAUAUGUAUCAGAACUUAGCAAAUGCUAUUGACAUUUAUGAAACAUUGCUUGGCUUUGACCACCCUGAGACAGCUGACACAUAUACUAAGAUGGCUUUUGCUUAUUAGGAGAAUGGAAGUUUUAUUGCGGCAUCACCCUGGAUUAGAAGAGCAUUUUGCGUGUUUUACAAAUGCUUUGGUCCUCAUGAUGAUAUCACCCUUAAUGCUUGGGAAACUCUAAAGGCUAUUGAAACUAAUAUUGAUUCUAAACUUGAUUAAGUUGCUUAUGAGGAACUACCUAAUGUGAUAUUUGAAUUAGAAAAGUAACAAAAAAUUAUUAAUGAAUAGCAGCAGUAACUGGCUUUGUAAUAACAAAACAUGGUUAUGCCACCUCAUUAAAGAAGUGGCUAAUAUCCCUAGAUCCCCGCAUUUUAAAAUUAGCAAAGAUUAAUGUUACGGUGA